CGGUUAUAAUAAACUUAUUAUAUAUCUUAUAUAAAUUAUCAGAAAUUUUGCAUUCUCUAAUUUUAUUUACAGUCCAUCUCCUGUUUGGCCAUCAUGUCGUUGGCUGAUGAACUAUUAGCAGAUUUGGAAGAGGCAGGUCAUGAUGAAGAGGUCAAGAAUGAAGUUGAGGAUGUCAGUGAUAUAUCGAUGCAGGUGGACACUAGUGGCGACUCUGUACAUGGUAUUGCCAAGCUAAUGAGUAGUGGCCAGUUGACAGAGACAAUCAAUGCAAUGAAGAUGUAUAUGAAUGCUGGCGAGGCUAGACUAGUGUCUGGUCCUGUGGAAGCAGACCCAGAGUACAGAGUGAUCGUCCAAGCAAAUAACCUAACUGUCGAAAUUGACAAUGAAAUAAAUAUAAUUCACAAAUUUGUGAGAGAUAAGUAUUCAAAGCGCUUCCCAGAACUGGAGUCUCUAGUCACCGCACCACUGGAUUAUAUUCUAACAGUAAAGGCAUUGGGAAACAACCUAGAUGCGGCAAAGAACAAUGAGAAACUUCUGGAAAUACUCACUAGUGCUACCAUCAUGGUCGUCAGCGUCACUGCUUCCACAACCCAAGGCACCGAACUUACCCACCAUGAACUGGAAAAGGUUGAAGAAGCAUGUGAUAUGGCAGUACGACUGAAUGAGUGUAAGCUGCAGAUCCUUGAAUAUGUGGAGUCACGGAUGUCUUUCAUUGCUCCAAAUGUCUCAAUAAUUGUAGGUGCUGCCACAGCUGCCAAACUAAUGGGCGCUGCAGGUGGUCUCACGAUUCUGUCGAAAAUGCCAGCCUGUAAUAUCCUAUUGGUUGGUUCUCAGAAGAGAACCCUGUCUGGGUUCUCCACGGUGGCUGUCUUGCCUCAUACCGGCUUCAUAUAUUAUUCACCGCUUGUUCAGGAUACACCUCCAGAUCUUAGAAGAAAAGCUGCAAGGUUGGUGUCCGCAAAGUGUGCUAUGGCAGCUCGUGUUGAUGCAUGCCAUGAAAGCUCCGAUGGAAAGAUUGGACACAUGCUUAAGGAAGAUAUUGAAAAGAAACUAGACAAGUUACAAGAACCUCCGCCCAUAAAGCAAAUCAAGGCUCUCCCUGCUCCGAUUGAACAGUCUAGGAAAAAGCGAGGUGGCAAACGAGUGAGAAGAAUGAAAGAGCGGCUAGGCGUGACAGAGUUACGUAAACAAGCAAACAGGAUGUCGUUUGGUGAUAUUGAGGAGGAUGCUUACCAGGAAGACCUAGGCUUCUCCUCCGGUGUUAUAGGGAAGGGUGGUCAUGGCCGAAUACGAGGUCCACAGAUUGAUGAGAAGACCCGUGUCCGAAUAUCAAAGACUCUAAAUAAAACGCUGACAAAGAAGUCUUAUGGUGGAGUGACGACCAUAGGCGGUCGAUCAACGAUAAGGGGAUCUGUAUCCGGAACAGCCUCCAGUGUUGCAUUCACCCCCCUGCAGGGAUUGGAGAUUAUAAACCCUGGUGCUGCAGAGAAAAAGAUGGACGAUGCAAAGUACUUUUCCUCGUCCUCUGGUUUCCUGAAGGUCAAGACACCACUACCUCAGCCAUGAUCUGUAAUUAGAUAACCAAGUUUCAAAUGCCCUCCUCUGCAUCUUGGUAUUUUUAACACAUUGGAGAGAACUGCACUAGCAGUAAAUUUGAUUAAAUGUGUGUUCUCGCUUUGAUUAGAACGAGGGAGAUGAGUUAGAGAGUUAGUUAGAGGGGCCGAGAAGCGGCGGGUGAGUGUGUAUAAGAGAGAGGGAGAGGGAGAGUGCGAGGUGGAGAGAUAUAGAGUGAGUGAUUGAAAGCAAUAGAGAGCUAUAUAGACUCAGUUUGAUAGUCACCCUUAGUGUCUCGUUUGGAAAAUACGUUUGUUGUUCAUGCGUCUGUCUAAAUUGCAUUUGCACAGCCCCGUACGAUGUCAUAACUGUUACUGGCAACAGGCCCCUGGAGAUGUUGGAAUUGAUCUGGAGAGAUCUAAGUAGAACUUUUGAUAAGUGAUUGUUAUUUCUGUCGCUGUUGUACAACGGUCGUGAUGCCAGACUAAUGAUCAUUGAGAAUUUAUAACCUUGAUGCCAGUGGCAUUCAUGUGAAUUAUGUAACAAUAUAGAUGUCUGUUAGCUAUGAAGAUAUUCAGCUGCACUAUUAAUAGUCUGUUGUAUGUUAAAAUUUAUCCCUCCGCAAUUGGCAUGUUCCAUAGUGGAGUAUUUAGAUGGGAUGUAUUACGCAUAUAUGCUUUGCAGAGAAAAAUUUAAUGAUGUAUGUACAUGCGUUUGAUCAAUAAAAGAAUGUUCUUUGCUAACUGAUUACACAUUCAACAAACA
Priapulus caudatus is the source of this 2319-nucleotide messenger RNA. RefSeq names its product U4/U6 small nuclear ribonucleoprotein Prp31-like. Gene Ontology annotation, cellular component: U4 snRNP; U4/U6 x U5 tri-snRNP complex; precatalytic spliceosome. The record is from RefSeq and is a predicted model, not a curated record. The transcript is spliced from 15 exons. NCBI's taxonomy places the organism in Eukaryota, Metazoa, Priapulida, Priapulimorpha, Priapulimorphida, Priapulidae. Bases 94 to 1566 code for a protein of 490 amino acids. Gene Ontology annotation, biological process: mRNA splicing, via spliceosome; spliceosomal tri-snRNP complex assembly.